Messenger RNA from Aphanomyces invadans, 751 nucleotides. RefSeq lists its product as hypothetical. The transcript has a single exon. The coding region runs from base 18 to 581 and encodes 187 amino acids. NCBI's taxonomy places the organism in Eukaryota, Oomycota, Saprolegniomycetes, Saprolegniales, Verrucalvaceae. The record is from RefSeq and is a predicted model, not a curated record.
AAUUUGGUCGAUCGAACAUGGUGGAAUCGGAGACAGUGCCAAUCGUGCCUCCGUCAACCGAGUCGGUCGCGUCGGCUCCACAUGCUCGCGGCCUGGUGCGCAUCUUGCUGCAAAUGGAAGGGGCCGCUUUGAUGGUGGCUUGUAUCGUGGCGUACUAUCAUCUCCAAGGCAAUUGGUGGGUGUUCGUUGCAGGGUUUUUCGCUGGCGACCUGCUCUCGGUGGGGUAUGCGUUUGGGCCUGCUGUCGGCUGUGUUGUGUACAAUACGUCGCACACUCUUGUCGGGCCGACAGUGGCGGCGACGCUGUUCUUCCUGUGGACCGAACACACCUGGCUGGCUUAUGUCGCAUGCAUAUGGGGUGCCCACCUUGGCUGGGAGCGGUCCUUGGGGUACGGAUUACGAUACCCAGAUGGCUUUACGAGCACGCACAUCACCGUCGACCAAGACCCCGUGGAGUACCUACAGCAAUUGAUGGAGCCCGCGAAGCCGGCCAACAACGUCGACCCCACCACGGCACUGUCGUCGACGGCAGUGCCCAACUACCAGUCUACGACAUCGCCUGCGCGAGAGGAACGAGUGUAACAAGUCGCAGCUCCUUCGCUCUUGGACUUUGACGACAGGCCUUCGGUAGACCACGUAGCCGUCUCCUGCACAAAUCGAGUACAUGUCUCAAGAUGAUGCAGGGGAGCCUUCUUCUCCGUGGCGAUACUGCAGUGCUAUCAGUAAAUGCACGUUGUGACCCCCGAAAACGU